This is a messenger RNA of Ascochyta rabiei, 141 nucleotides long. RefSeq lists its product as uncharacterized. Lineage: Eukaryota; Fungi; Ascomycota; Dothideomycetes; Pleosporales; Didymellaceae. The record is from RefSeq and is a predicted model, not a curated record. The transcript has 2 exons. Bases 1 to 141 code for a protein of 46 amino acids.
AUGGCGUCCUCAUCCUCGAAGAGGACGCGAUAUUGCAAGCACACAUCAGAUCCGCCAAUGCUCACCUACUACCUUGCACCCUGUGCUUACCACAACCUCGCGCGAUGUGUAGAUAUGUUGAUAGCUGUGUUGGAGUGUUGA